Molecule: messenger RNA, 4403 nt
Organism: Ooceraea biroi (clonal raider ant)
Lineage: Eukaryota; Metazoa; Arthropoda; Insecta; Hymenoptera; Formicidae
Product: secretin receptor
Biological process (GO): adenylate cyclase-modulating G protein-coupled receptor signaling pathway; cell surface receptor signaling pathway
Cellular component (GO): plasma membrane
Molecular function (GO): G protein-coupled peptide receptor activity; peptide hormone binding
Source: RefSeq, a predicted model, not a curated record
CGCAUGAAGAGCGACAGAGAGAGACGAGAGAGAGAGAGAGAGAUAUGAAGAGAGGGAGUCGGAAAUCGGACGGACAUGCGUAAGAUUCGACGAUACGGAGACGAUAUAUCUCAGGAAAGCAGUCGCGUUGAAACGGCGUCGAACGUCGGACGCGCGAGCGUACAGCGGGCAGUUUUGAAUGGUCCAGUCACGCCGCAGACUCCGUAGGACGAUCCGCGCGUAACGGAGCGUUCGCUGGGGUGGCAAACGAGUACGAAUUGAGCGUAAGGAAUAAUUUCACGGCCAAUUAAUUGGCGUGAUCCGAGAUCCGUUACCGUAAUCUCGAGGGUUCGUUACGUAAACCGCGCGAAGGUGCCGGCGCGAACUUGCGUCCAACUUGGGGAAGAGAUAUCGGAAAGGCAGCGGAAUAAAUGAUAACGAUACCUGUAUAUCGAUAGAUAGCAGUUCGACGAAUAGGAUACGAAAAUAUUGACGUUUACGAUGACGCGAUGUGCAGCGACAAGUGCCAAGUUGCGCCGCGCGACGUAAAGACGCUCGAUGGACGCUCGGAAUUUUUCGCGAGGGAGAGAUGCAUUAGUGCAGUCCCGUGCGUCACGUAACCCACAUUUCUAUUACAAGUACUGUCAUAAAUAUUGAAAAGUAGCGCUAGAACGUCCGACAACGCGCGAUUCGUACGUAGAAAGGAAAGAUUCUUCCCGGAAAGGAUCCAUAGAAAUGCGCAGGGAAAUGCGAAGAACCGGAAGAACCGGAGACGGACACCUUAUUCGUACAAGCCGUUUAUUGCAACUCUGCUCGUUCUAGUUGCGCGUGUUACCAAUUAACAAUUAUUAUUAUAUCGGAAAUAAAUUGAACAUGUAUCCCUAUAUUAACGAAAAGAGAAUUGGACAAUUAUCAGAAAGGAUGCGAUAGAUCGAUUUCCCGUGUUCCGGCUCGGCUCAAGAUCGAAGAGUCGAAAUACACGUAACCCAGAUCAUAGCAUCAGAUCCGGAGGCGCCACGACGGAUGAUAAAUAAUUAAGUUGCUAUUAUCCGCGGCGCGUGGUGGACGUUCACCAGCGCUUAUCAUCGCGAUAUAAACAGGUGUAGCAUCGGCGUGCUCGGCACACUAUGCGUCCCGACGUUCAUGACGGACAACACCCGGCACGAUGAGCCUCCGCGGGCCGGCCGUCGUUUUCAGCUAGAGUAAAGAAGAGAUACCGGCUGACAAUUGACGCGUCGUUACGCAAAUUUCGCGAGAAUCCCGACGGGCCUGUGCGAAUAAACCGAGUCAAUACCUUUUCACGGCACGGCGACGAGAAGAAGGCGAGAGACGAACGUAAAGAUCAAUUGAACGUGACAUCCGAGGCGCGACGAGACUUCUCCUCCGAGAAUUCCUGAACGCUGGACGAUCGGAGUGUUCUGAGGGUCGGAAGAAACGCAGCUAUACUCAGAGAGAAACGGACAAUAAUCCAGGAGGCCACCAUGGAAAUUCAUAGGAAUGCAGAUAUCGACCGGAUCCAGGAAUUGAUGUAUAAAACGCUCCACCUGGAAAGCCAGCGUUGUAAUAAUGGGAAUGUCGUGACAACAGGAUGGUGCCCCGAGAUUUGGGACGAGAUACUGUGCUGGAACUCAACGCCACCCGGACAACUGGUAGUUCAGCACUGUCCCUUUUACUUCGUGGGUUUCGACGGUCACGCAUUUGCAUCGAGGCAAUGCAUGUCGAGUGGUCAGUGGUAUUGGAACUCCAAGACUCAAAAUACAUGGAGCAAUUACAGCCAGUGCUACCCGGAACAACUCGUCACCGUCUUGAUGAAUAUAACGGAUAUGCAGGCAAACAACGUUACUCUCCUAAAGAAAUUCUUCCCGGUUGUGAAGACCAUCUCAAAACUUGGUUACACGAUCUCGCUGUUCACUCUCAUCAUUGCGUUCUGCAUUUUGGCUACUAUCAAUUUGUCUCCCAUCGGACGUAGGAAAUUGCGAUGUCCACGGAAUAUAUUACACAUGCACCUGUUCGCCUCGUUCGUGAUGCGAGCCUUCAUGGCGCUACUGAAGGACAUGCUCUUCGUGUACGGCAUCGGACUGGCGGACGUCCUCAUCAAAGACGGCGAUAAUUACUGGCUGGUUGACGAGAAGGAGAACAAUUGGCACUGCAAGAUGUUCACCAGUCUAUGGCAGUACUUUAUCCUGGCCAACUAUUUCUGGAUCCUGAUGGAGGGUAUAUACUUGCACAAUCUGAUCUUCCUCGCGCUCUUAACAGACACCAAUUCCAGUAUCGCCCGUUACGUCGCCUCCGGAUGGGGUCUGCCUGCUGUGUUUGUCUUACCUUGGGUAAUUUCGAGGAUUAUACUUGAGGAUACAUAUUGCUGGACGACCAAUGUAAAACCUUACCUGUUUCUGUUCAUACGGGUACCAACGAUGGCCACUAUUCUGAUCAAUUUCGUGCUAUUUAUCAACAUCGUGAGGGUACUGCUGAUGAAACUCAAGUCCACCAUGUCGGAGGAAACGGAAAGAUACAAACGGUGGGCCAGAAGCACGUUAGUCCUGGUGCCGCUCUUCGGAGUCCAUUACGCGUUUUUCCUCGGGAUGUCAUAUAGCAUUGGCAUGGAUGAAAACGUGGAGGCCGUGUGGCUCUUUUGUGAUCAAUUGUUUGCAUCUUUUCAGGGCUUCUUUGUGGCGGUACUUUUCUGUUUCCUAAAUGGCGAAGUGAGGACUGAAGUGUCGAGGACAUUUCGUAGCAAGUGGCCGCGCAUCCGUGGCAUACGAUGGGGCCCGAGGCAGUCGACACACUCGGUCAGCACAUGCAGUUGCAAUAACGUCUCAAAGUCUGGCGAUCGGCGAUACUCAAGAAUGCCCAAAUGGUGGAAGUCCAGUUGGAAGACGCCGUCCUUCCUGUUCCAAGAUCGCAGCAUUCGUCGGUCCACCCACUCGAUGGCGAGUACACAAGAUGUUGGAACGAGAGGAGGUAGUUUAGCGAGCAGCAGGGGCUACCUAGAGAUUGCCGGCAACGGCCAGGUGCCGCAGCCGACGACACAGAAUCAACACGCUCAUCAAACGUCGCCCCUCUGCAGCAAGUACACGGAUCAAUCGCUGCUCUCCUUCUGCUCGAACAUGUCGGAAGCGUCAGGGCCAAACAUCGAUAGGAUCCGCGACCAGCAUCGAUGGAGCGACUCUGAAUACUGUCAUCUCGCGUACGAGUUGCACAAUCUGCAGCAGCAUCAUGAACAGCAUCCGUGAUAGCGCCCGGCUUUUCACGCCCGAUGGAAAGAACACGUGUCGCUUGUCCGUAAUAAAUGUAUACGUCCGAACAAAUGUGGUAUUCUCCAAGAAAGAGAGCGGACUUGAAAUGUCAGGAUGGAACUUUAAUUCUGACCUAAAUUCUCGAAAUAAAAGAGAAAAGAAACGGAGGAGAAUAAGAGCAGAGGAAGAAAUUAAAGUCUCUAUCCUUUCCCUCUGGUCCUACAGUAAUCUAAAUGGAGAUCGAGUUACUUUUAUCUUCUUUUAUAGGGAUAUCGCGUGUGUCGUUUACACAAUUCUCCGUGUCUCCGUAGAUCUCAAUUCGUGCGAGUGUAUGCGUAUAAUAUUGUACAGCUAAUGUUCGAUAUCUUAGUACUUUAAGGAUUUGUCGGAGCGUACUGAAACAUCCGACUAAAUCCUCGACGAGUUUCCUCAACGUUUCGAAAUACAGUGUGCCAGUUAUCACUCACGCACGAUUCCAUUUCAAGAAAACGUAAAACGUCCAUUAUUCACGACUUUCUAUUGCACAUUGUUGUAUAAAUAGACAGCUAGUUAAAUCUCAGUGCGCCAGAUAUAUUACAAGAAAUUCUGCCGUCAAUUAUCCAGCACAUUUGCAACUUUUUUUAACAAACGUCAUAUAAAAAUAGUAUUAUAUUUUCAAACUUUGUGUAAUCUAUUUUUACAGCUAAGGGAACUUUUUACAUUCAAUAGAAAGCUCAGGUUAACGGAUUUAUUCCUUUACCGCUUAUCAGAAACAUAUAUAUCAAAACACAUAUGUAUGUGUGUAUAUACAUAUAUACAUCUUUUAAGUCCUGACACAGAUAUCUCUACGAAAAUUAUAUUAUAUUUAUAUUUAUAUAUUUAACAUCUAAUUUGUAAGGUUACUAAAAUGUUUAAUGUAUAGAAGUAGAUAUUUGGAAAUUUCUAAUUAAGAGACUCGCAUCGAUAAUGCUGCGUAUAUCAUAAAGUGUUAUCAAUUUCAAGAUAAGACUAUCUUUUUUCAAAACUUAAGCAUUUAACUUGAUCAUUUUAUCUUGUAAGCUCUCUUAUUACGUGUAUAUAUACAUAAAUGUGUACAUAUAUAUAUAUUUAUAUAUCAGAACACCAAGGUGCGAUACAUAAUGUAUAACGUAAACUACGUGUCAACAAAUUUAAUGUAAAUUAUGACAAAAUAAAGAAAAAAUCAGUGCG